CGCGCCCGCCCGCCCCUCCGCUGCCCGGCCGGGAGCCGGAGAGGCGCGCACCAUGAGCGGCGGCGAAGUGGUCUGCUCGGGAUGGCUCCGCAAGUCCCCCCCGGAGAAGAAGUUGAAGCGUUAUGCAUGGAAGAGGAGAUGGUUUGUGUUACGCAGUGGUCGCUUAACUGGAGAUCCAGAUGUCUUGGAAUAUUACAAAAAUGAUCAUGCCAAGAAGCCUAUCCGUAUUAUUGAUUUAAACUUAUGUCAGCAAGUUGAUGCUGGAUUGACGUUUAACAAAAAAGAGUUUGAAAACAGCUACAUUUUUGAUAUCAACACUAUUGACCGAAUAUUCUACUUGGUAGCAGACAGUGAGGAAGAGAUGAACAAGUGGGUUCGUUGUAUUUGUGACAUCUGUGGGUUUAAUCCUACAGAAGAAGAUCCUGUGAAGCCACCUGGCAGCUCCAUACAAGCGCCAGCUGAUUUACCUUUAGCUGUAAGUACAGCACCACCAUCCACCCAGGUGGAUUCAUCCUCCGCUGUUGCGCCUCCUCCAUAUCAGCUAAUUAACCUACCACCACACCUAGAAACCCUUGGCAUCCAGGAGGAUCCUCAAGACUACCUCUUGCUAAUCAACUGUCAAAGCAAGAAGCCUGAACCCACCAGCCAAGGGUCAUCUUUUGUUUCUGAAGAAGGAGAGGAAUACCUACUACUAGAAGAUUUUGAAAGCAAAACGAUUCCAUUGCAAACACACGCUGAUUCUGCAAAAUCCACCUCUUCUGAAACAGACUGCAAUGAUAACGUCCCUUCUCAUAAAAAUCCUGCUUCCUCCCAGAACAAACAUGGAAUGAAUGGCUUUUUUCAGCAGCAAAUGAUGUAUGACUCUCCACCGUCUCGUGCUGCAUCUGUUUCUGUAGACUCCAGCCUUUAUAACCUGCCCAGGAGUUACUCCCACGAUGUUUUACCAAAGGUGUCUCCAUCGAGUACCGAGGCAGAUGGAGAACUCUAUGUUUUUAAUACCCCAUCUGGGACAUCAAGUGUAGAGACUCAAAUGAGGCAUGUAUCUAUUAGUUAUGACAUUCCUCCAACACCUGGUAAUACUUAUCAGAUUCCACGAACAUUUCCAGAAGGAACUUUGGGACAGACGUCAAAGCUAGACACUAUUCCAGAUAUUCCUCCACCUCGGCCGCCGAAACCACAUCCAGCUCAUGACCGAUCUCCUGUGGAAACGUGCAGUAUCCCUCGCACGGCCUCAGAUACUGACAAUAGUUACUGUAUCCCUACAGCAGGGAUGCCACCAUCACGUAGUAAUACCAUUUCCACUGUGGAUUUGAACAAAUUGCGAAAAGAUGCUAGUUCUCAAGACUGCUAUGAUAUUCCACGAACAUUUCCAAGUGACAGAUCUAGUUCACUUGAAGGCUUCCAUAACCACUUUAAAAUCAAAAAUAUAUUGACAGUGGGAAGCGUAUCAAGUGAAGAACUGGAUGAAAAUUACGUCCCAAUGAAUCCCAAUUCUCCUCCACGACAACAUUCCAGCAGUUUUACGGAACCAAUUCAGGAAGCAAAUUAUGUGCCAAUGACUCCGGGAACAUUUGAUUUUUCUUCAUUUGGAAUGCAAGUUCCUCCUCCUGCUCAUAUGGGCUUCCGGUCCAGCCCAAAGACCCCUCCCCGAAGGCCAGUUCCUGUUGCAGACUGUGAACCACCCCCCGUGGAUAGGAACCUCAAGCCUGACAGAAAAGGUCAAAGUCCUAAAAUUUUAAGACCCAAAACCCAUGGUUUAGAGCGAACUGAUUCACAAACCAUAGGUGACUUUGCUACAAGAAGAAAGGCCAAGCCAGCACCUUUAGAAAUAAAACCUUUGCCAGAAUGGGAAGAGCUACAAGCCCCAGUUAGAUCUCCCAUCACUAGGAGUUUUGCUCGAGACUCCUCUAGGUUUCCCUUAUCUCCCCGACCGGAUUCAGUGCAUAGCACAACUUCAAGCAGCGACUCCCACGACAGUGAAGAGAAUUACGUUCCCAUGAACCCAAACCUUUCCAGCGAGGACUCAAAUCUUUUUGGCAGUAAUAGUCUUGAUGGAAGAAGCAGUCCUAUGGUCAAGCCCAAAGGAGACAAACAAGUGGAAUACCUAGAUCUCGAUUUAGAUUCUGGGAAAUCCACACCACCACGUAAGCAAAAGAGCAGUGGCUCAGGCAGCAGUGUAGCUGAUGAGAGAGUAGAUUAUGUUGUGGUUGACCAACAGAAGACCCUGGCCCUAAAGAGCACCCGGGAAGCCUGGACAGACGGGAGACAGUCCACAGAAUCUGAAACACCAGCCAAGAUUGUGAAAUGAGAAUAUUGCUUCGCUGUUUCUGAACAAAAGAGAACUGAAUUGUAAAGAUAAAUCCUGUUUAACUGAAGAUGACUUGACGCUUCUGUUCUAGGUAGAUCCUCAACUGAGUAGAAUUGAAGUCAAAGGACCUUUCAGACAAAAUCAAACAAUUUAGACUGUAAAUGGUGCUUUGUGGUAUCUGAACAAUUCAUAACAUGUAAAUAAUGUGGGAAAAUAGUAUUGUCUAGCUCCCAGAGAAACAUUUGUUCCAUAGUUAACUCACUUGUAGUAUUACUGUAUUUAUGCACUUUUUCAUUUAAAACGUUGGUUUGGGUAUUCCCAAAUGUUCCUUAACAAUAAUUCCUUUGGGAGUUCUUGUUUUUCCUCACACUACUCUAUAUAACAAUACUAAGUUAACUAAGCUACUCUUAGAUUUGGAAAUUGCUCUUUAAACUGCACUCUAACAACAUUAAAAUGAGAAGUAGAUCCACGAUUUACCUUUCUACCUGAAACUUGAGGUGAUAACCGUUAGCUUAGACUACAGUGUAUAUUGGACUCAUCAUUCACUGCCUUCCAAAAUGCUGAGGAUGAUAUAUGUACUGGUGUCAGGAACUAAUUCUCUGGUUCAUGUACAUUUAGUUUUCAAUGGUGGAACUUUAUUGUAUUUUGUUAAUUACAGUGUUUUUGGUUCAUUGAGUGAAGAUUCUGCCAGGUGGGAUCUUGCACCUUGGAAUACACUAUCAAGUAAGCCUACAGAUCACUUACAGUAUGCGGUGAUGAUGUGCUCUCACACCUGUUAACGUGUAUUAAACUUUACAUUAUUUGCAAAACAUAGGUUAUAUAACUAAUGAGGUACGUACCAGGCACUCAUGUGCUAAUACACUGAUCAGGUUUAGACAAUGAGCUUUAGUAGUGUUCUUGUAAGUCCUAAUAUUGGUUUCCAGUUUGGACUUAAUCAGACAUUCACUGUUAGUUAUAGCAACAUACUGUGAUUUUUUUAAUUAGACAGUAAUUCAGAUUUAUUACUCUUAAGAAUGAAAUUCUGUCUUUUGACACCAUAGUGCCCUUUCUAUGAUUUUUUUAGCUUUACUUUAUAUUCUUCUUGGCCUUAUAUUUAAAUCCCUAUGCAAUUAAUAUUUUAUAUCUACAUUAAAAAAAUAGAUGUUCUAUAAGCGAUUCUCAUAUGUAGCACCUAUUGCUUUUCCAGUAAAUAAUUAAGGAUUUUGUACUGUGAUUUCUAUUCACUGCCCUAAUUCGAGAAAUACUGAAGCAUUGCUAUAAUGUGAAAUCUUAUAGUCAUGGACCUCCUCCAACCAGAUUUCUGAAAUGACCGGAGGAAUUAUAUAAAUUCUGUCUCACCUAUUAUAUGGUCCUGUGACAUGAUAUCAAAACCACAAAUUUUAUAUAGUGAGGCUACAAUUAUAUUUACCUGUUUUGGCUUUGCAGUAUAAUUUAGAAAGCAGGUAUGGUUGUUUGCUUGUUUUUUAACUAAGUUACAUACAAUCUCUUAUUGAUUUGAGCUUACUAACAGUUUUUGGAGGGGGCAGAGAUAGGAGUGCCCACAGCUGAGGCAUGAUUCCCUCCAUUCAGACCUCUGACUGUUGCCUGAGUACACAGAUGUGCCCUGAUAUCUGGUCUCUUGGCCAUAGUACUGUGCCUAAUCAAUGUAAUGGGUUUAUUUCCCCAACCCGUGAACUAAAAAAAAUGUUCAUAACAUGAUGAAUUGUAGACUAGUAACAUUUGAUGCUUUUAAAUGUUUGCUUCUUUUUAAACAAAAACUAAAAUCCAGAAGUGAAUUUUCAGGUGGAUUUUUAAAUAAAAAGAUUGUUUGAA
Messenger RNA from Zalophus californianus (California sea lion), 4120 nucleotides. RefSeq names its product GRB2 associated binding protein 1 (gene GAB1). The record is from RefSeq and is a predicted model, not a curated record. NCBI's taxonomy places the organism in Eukaryota, Metazoa, Chordata, Mammalia, Carnivora, Otariidae. The transcript is spliced from 12 exons. The coding region runs from base 53 to 2308 and encodes 751 amino acids.